GAGACAGUAAAGUAUAAGUACUGCAUAUGCUGUAAAUUCAGGCAAGUUCUUUGGUUUUUCAAAUGUCUUCUCCUUCUUUAAAUACCUCUUUAACGUCAUCGCCCCAGAAAGAAAGAGAUAGCAAAGAACGGGAAAAUCCCGACGAAAACUUCGACCAGUUUGAUGAUGAUGAGCCAGAGUUGCAGUAUGGAUCAACUUCUUCAGGGAGAAAACGUCUUUUCAGCAAGGAACUUCGCUGCAUGAUGUUUGGCUUUGGUGACGAUCAAAAUCCCUAUACAGAAAGUGUGGAUCUACUAGAAGAUCUUGUCAUUGAAUACAUCACAGAAACGACACACAAGGCAAUGGAAACGGGACGGACAGGCCGUGUUCAAGUAGAAGACAUUGUCUUUUUGGUCCGUAAAGACAUGCGCAAGUUCGCCCGCGUCAAAGACCUCCUAACGAUGAACGAGGAGUUGAAGAAGGCCCGUAAAGCUUUUGAUGAAGUUAAAUACGCAGGCGUUUCUUAAUUCUCUUGGGUUAACCUGAAAACGCAUGGACCGUCUCUUGUGUGUAUCCCACAGAAUCAAGCAAUCUGUAAGAAAAAAAUGAUAAUAAACAUUCGUAAUUCUUUUUAAAAA
Messenger RNA from Daphnia carinata, 617 nucleotides. Its product is annotated as transcription initiation factor TFIID subunit 13-like. The transcript has 3 exons. Bases 63 to 506 code for a protein of 147 amino acids. Gene Ontology annotation, molecular function: protein heterodimerization activity. Gene Ontology annotation, biological process: transcription by RNA polymerase II. NCBI's taxonomy places the organism in Eukaryota, Metazoa, Arthropoda, Branchiopoda, Diplostraca, Daphniidae. The record is from RefSeq and is a predicted model, not a curated record. Gene Ontology annotation, cellular component: transcription factor TFIID complex.